UCCCUGGCUGCGGCUCCUCAGUCGGCGGCGGCUGCUGCUGCCUGUGGCCCGGGCGGCUGGGAGAAGCGGAGUGUUGGUGAGUGACGCGGCGGAGGUGUAGUUUGACGCGGUGUGUUACGUGGGGGAGAGAAUAAAACUCCAGCGAGAUCCGGGCCGCGAACGAAAGCAGUGACGGAGGAGCUUGUACCACCGGUAACUAAAUGACCAUGGAAUCUGGAGCAGAGAACCAGCAGAGUGGAGAUGCAGCUGUAACAGAAGCUGAAAGCCAGCAAAUGACAGUUCAAGCCCAGCCACAGAUUGCCACAUUAGCCCAGGUAUCUAUGCCAGCAGCUCAUGCAACAUCAUCUGCUCCCACCGUAACUUUAGUACAGCUGCCCAAUGGGCAGACAGUUCAAGUCCAUGGCGUUAUUCAGGCGGCCCAGCCAUCAGUUAUUCAGUCUCCACAAGUCCAGACAGUUCAGUCUUCCUGUAAGGACUUAAAAAGACUUUUCUCCGGAACUCAGAUUUCAACUAUUGCAGAAAGUGAAGAUUCACAAGAGUCCGUGGAUAGUGUAACUGAUUCCCAAAAACGAAGAGAAAUUCUUUCAAGGAGGCCUUCCUACAGGAAAAUUUUGAAUGACUUAUCUUCAGAUGCACCAGGAGUGCCAAGGAUUGAAGAAGAGAAGUCUGAAGAGGAGACUUCAGCGCCUGCCAUCACCACUGUAACGGUGCCAACUCCAAUUUACCAAACUAGCAGCGGACAGUAUAUUGCCAUUACCCAGGGAGGAGCAAUACAACUGGCUAACAAUGGUACCGAUGGGGUACAGGGCCUGCAAACAUUAACCAUGACCAAUGCAGCCGCCACUCAGCCGGGUACUACCAUCCUACAGUACGCACAGACCACGGAUGGACAGCAGAUCUUAGUGCCCAGCAACCAAGUCGUCGUUCAAGCUGCCUCUGGAGAUGUACAGACAUACCAGAUUCGCACAGCACCCACUAGCACCAUCGCCCCUGGAGUUGUUAUGGCAUCCUCCCCAGCACUUCCUACACAGCCUGCUGAAGAAGCAGCACGAAAGAGAGAGGUUCGCCUAAUGAAGAACAGGGAAGCAGCACGAGAGUGUCGUAGAAAGAAGAAAGAAUAUGUGAAAUGUUUAGAAAACAGAGUGGCAGUGCUUGAAAACCAAAAUAAGACACUCAUUGAGGAGCUAAAAGCACUUAAGGACCUUUACUGCCACAAAUCAGAUUAAUUUGGGAUUUAAAUUUCACCUGUUAACGGUGGAAAAGGACUGGCUUGGCCACAACCAGAAAGACGAAAUAAACAUUUUAUUUUCUAAACAUUUCUUUUUUUCUAUUCGCAAAACUGCCUGAAAGCAACUACAGAAUUUCAUUCAUUUGUGCUUUUGCAUUAAACUGUGAAUGUUCCAACACCUGCCUCCACUUCUCCCCUCAAGAAAUUUUCAGCACCAGGAAUCAUGAAGAGACUUCUGUUUUUCAUCCCCCUCCCUCUUCAAGGAGUAAUAAUUUGUUUACUUGUAAAUUGAUGGGGGAAAUGAGGAAAAGAAAAUCUUUUUUAAAAUGAUUUCAAGGUUUGUGCUGAGCUCCUUGAUUGCCUUAGGGACAGAAUUACCCCAGCCUCUUGAGCUGAAGUAAUGUGUGGGCCUCAUGCAUAAAGUAAGUAAGGUGCAAUGAAGAAGUGUUGAUUGCCAAAUUGACAUGUUUUCACAUUUUCAUUGUGAAUUAUGUAAAAUUGUUAAGAGAUAUACCCUCUAAAAAAGAAUUUUAGUAUGGUGUUGAAGAAAUUAAGAAUGAAUUCGGAGUGCUUUCUAUGUACAUUCUCUUCUUCAAUACUGAAAACUUGUCCUUGAUUCUUAAAAACGUUCUGUAUUAACUACAGCUCUUCCGUAGGGCAGUUGUUGCUUCUUAACUCAGUUCUGUAUGUGUUCAGCAUUUUUGAAUACAUUAAAAGAAGUAACCAACUGAAUGAAAAAGCAUGGUAUUUGAAUUUUAAAUUGAAGUAAAAGUACAAAGCUUGUUUUAGUUAGUACCAAAUUCUAAUUAGUAAAAAGAUGCUCAUUAGUAAACCAGCCCCUUGAGUUAUAUGACCAGGUUUUUAAAUAAAUGUUUUUGUCAUCGCCUUCAAAAAAUAUUUAUGUCACUCAUUUACUUAAAGAUACUUCUAAUUAAACUGUUCCCAUUUGCACUUACAGUAUACCACCAACAGGAAAGCCUUCAAGAUGUUAAAUAAAACAAAAUGAUUAUAUUUGUUUAUAAAAUGUUAUGUGUUGUAGAAAAAUACUGAUUUGAAAUCUUUUCCAUAUUAACAUACUUUAACAGAGUAUCUCUAGUGAAUUUUUUAAUAAAAAGUUGUAUAGUUAUAAAAAGUACAGGAUUAGAUGUACACAAGGAAAGUUAUUUUCUUCAGAGAUAUUUGAAUGACUGCUGUACUACAAUAUUUGGAUUGUCAUUGUUGCAAAACAUAUUUUUGGUUUGUUUUCUCCUAAAAAGGACAGUUUUGCUUUAGCUUUCCGAUAUACUAUAUAGCCUUUGUCGUUCUACAAAGGAGCUACCUGUUUGAACCCCUGACUAUAACAGUCUGUAUUUAUAUGUAUCAUACAUUGUUUCCAGUACUACUUCUAAUUAUUAAUUACUCACUCACUAAGCUUGAUAAAUCUAAAAGUUACCCUUUAAGAGAAAAAUAGGACUAAGGUGGAUUUUAAAAAUUGGAGACUGACAUAAUGUUAGAUAUAAUUUCUCAUUUAAGAAGGUUAUUCCUUUUAAAAGAAGAUUAUAGAAAGUUGAUGUUUUAUAUUUAGUCUUGAGGGCUUUUUUUUAAACAUUAAGUUUAUUAAUAUGUUAACAAAAUAUGCAUUUGGGUGUUAUCAGGUCCAUUUUGAAAAAUAAGGCUUUUAAUUAAUACUUGUAUAUGGUAUAUUUUUGUUUGUAACAAACCAUUGUCUUUUUUCAAGGAUGAACAGAGUUUAUGAAGGAGCAUCAUUCUAAGAAUUGAGUGAUGUAGUCUUAUAUUUGGACAAUUCACCAGAUUCUCAAGAAGGCUUUCAAACGACUGUAAAGUUUGAUGUUUAUCCUGCUGAGCUAAUGGGGAAAGUUGUAGCAUAAAAAUUAUUUGUAUAUCAGCAUAGAUCUGUCAUUUUCCAAAACUUCAACAGAAACUAAGCAAAAUCACAAAUCUGUUCACAAACUAGAAUUCUUAAUGAGUCGAAAUGUUUUGAAUGUCAUAAACUUUAUAAAUGAAAAUUGCCUAGGCUUUAGCAAGUUGUUAUUCUCUAAACCGUUUUCCAAAAGUUGAGGCAUUCUGUUUAAUUAGAAAUUUGGUGGUCCUCUUAGUCCCUGAUAAAUCAAGGCAGUCACACCCGUAUGAGCUGGUUGAAUUUAUAAGUUUUUAUAAAUACCAGGUCCGUUGUACCUUGAGGAUGAUUGCACUGGUUUGAAGUCAAUUACUUCAUGGUGAGGUAAGAAAUGUAUUCUGUUGCUAAAUCUGUUUUAGACCCUUAAAGAGACUUGAAGAUAUUUCAGUUUAUACAGAUAAGCAUCUUUUAUGCAACUUUUUUUUUUAACAAGAAUUGGAAAAAAGGUGUUUGUUUUUAAGCAUGCAACGUUGAAAAUCUUUAUUAAGAAAAUGACAUAAUAAAAAAAAAAAAUCUUGUAGCCAAGAACAUAUAUGGGCCACAUUACCAGUAAUGUUUUUUCAUAUUGGCCAAAAGGGAAUGAAAACAUCAUAGGAAUCUGUACAUAUGCUACUGAUUUGCCUAGAAAAUAGCAAGUUUGAUAUCGCUUACUUUGCAAAUAUAGGGCCAUGUGGCACUUUUAUCUAUAGGACAGAUUAACUCUAAUAAAAAUGAAGUGGGAGGGGUUUAUUUUUGAUAUAUUACUCUCAUGAGUUUUCAAGCUUUGAUAGUGUUUAACUGAAAAGUGGUUUAGAAAGGGCUAGAUCCAAUGUGUUCACAUUAUUAAAAAAUUGAUAUCAGAUAUAAUUUUAAUUUCAUUCUUUUCAAACUCAAGUACCAUAUUGGCAACCAUCAUAUUGUCAUAGGUGCUCUGUUCAUUUAGAUACUAUUGGGGGGGGAAUGGCAUUUGUAUAAUAUAUGUGUAAAUAUAUAUAAAUACAUACAGUAUAUAAUCUGAAGCUCUGAGAGCUCUUAAGUCAGGAAUGCUGAGUAUUAUAGUAUAUUGAGGUCAGAUGAAAUUUUACAUUUUUGUGUGUUCUAUUGCAUCCCUUUUGGUAGUUUCUUGGACUGCAUUACUUCAGCACUCAUGAUUGAUUUUUGUCUUCUAAUUUUCUUCCAAGUUUUUCCUUUUUUUUUUUUUUUUUUUUUAAUUGUUAGUUUUCUUUGGCUGGAUACUUUUACAUAUGUUACUAGUCACUUGAAAACUCCCCCGCCCCCCCCCCCAAGUAUUUGAUUUUUAUGCUUUGUCUCUGGCAGCUAUAACAGUGGUAACAACAUUUUGAAGAUAGCUUCUAAAAGGUACCACUGAUUUUUCAAAACUCAUCCUGGGGGAGGAAUUUUGGUGUUUUCAUUUGAGCAGGGAUUUUGUCAGAAAAUGUGUUUUUGAUGGUAGGUCAGCGGCAGCGCUAGUGUCUGAAAGCACACACCAGUGGGGCAGGCUGUGUGAUCAGAGGUCAUCUGGCUGAAGUUUCUCUCGGUCUCUCAGGCCUCAUCCCUACUGUCAUUUUGACCAUAUGGGGUGACAUGUGGAAUCAUACAAAGGCUUAGGAAGAAACAACAAGUUUGUUUAAACCAGGAUGCUUUUACUUGAAGUGACUUCAAUCUAGAUUUCUUCUUUACAUUUUCAAAAUGUACCUAAUUUUGUCAUCUGCUACAGUCAGCUACUAGCAUAAAUUGGUCUCUUUAUUUUGAAGAUCAAAAAGGCUGCUUCAUUUUGCAGGAUUAAAUAAGACUAAUAUGGUAAAGUUAAUUAAAGUGGGUUUU
Mustela erminea (ermine) is the source of this 4928-nucleotide messenger RNA. It is a transcript of the gene CREB1, whose product is annotated as cAMP responsive element binding protein 1. Gene Ontology annotation, molecular function: DNA-binding transcription factor activity, RNA polymerase II-specific; protein binding; cAMP response element binding. Lineage: Eukaryota; Metazoa; Chordata; Mammalia; Carnivora; Mustelidae. Gene Ontology annotation, biological process: regulation of transcription by RNA polymerase II. The transcript is spliced from 9 exons. The coding region runs from base 201 to 1226 and encodes 341 amino acids. Gene Ontology annotation, cellular component: nucleus; ATF4-CREB1 transcription factor complex. The record is from RefSeq and is a predicted model, not a curated record.